Diorhabda carinulata is the source of this 808-nucleotide messenger RNA. RefSeq names its product sugar transporter SWEET1. Gene Ontology annotation, molecular function: sugar transmembrane transporter activity. Bases 122 to 808 code for a protein of 228 amino acids. Gene Ontology annotation, cellular component: membrane. The record is from RefSeq and is a predicted model, not a curated record. Gene Ontology annotation, biological process: carbohydrate transport. The transcript has 4 exons. Lineage: Eukaryota; Metazoa; Arthropoda; Insecta; Coleoptera; Chrysomelidae.
CACACUCAUACGUCUGUUUUACUGACAUAAUACUUUAUUUAAAAAAGAAAAAUUCCCAAAUUCCAAGUGUACAUUAUCAAUUACUUUCUAAAAUAGAAACAUACUCAGUGCAACCAAUAAUAUGGAAAAAUUGUCAAAUACUCUCCAGCCAUACAAAAAUGUUGUUGGACAAGCUGCAAGUAUUCUUACAAUAGCUCAGUUUUUUUCUGGUACUUUUAUAUGUAAGGAGAUCUACCAUAAAAAAUCUACAGCUGGUAUUCCUGCUGUUCCUUUCAUUGGAGGUUUGACAAUUGGUAUCUUAAUGCUAAAAUUAGCUCUAUUGAUGGAUGAUCCAGCUAUGCUUCAAGUCAAUAUAGCAGCAAUCAUUUUAAACACAUUAUAUACUGCAUUCUAUUACUUUUAUUCAAAAGAUAGAUACAAUGAAAUUUGGAAACCAUUUAGUGUAGCAAUAGGAAUGAUGGCAGUAUUUUUAGGAUACGCCAGUAUAGAAGAUCCUGCACAAAUUGAAUUCAGAUACAGUUUACUAGUAACGGUUUUAAUGUUGAUGCUUGUUGGAUCUCCUCUUAUGGAUGUGAAAGGAAUCAUUGAAAAGAAGGAUAGUUCCUCUAUACCUUUUCCUUUAACAUUUAUGGGUUCUAUAGUCUCUUUCUUAUGGCUUCUGUAUGGUAUAAUAUUAAUGAAUAUAUUUAUGGUUGUUCAAAAUGUGAUUGGUCUAAUAUUGUGCAUGAUACAGUUAUGGCUGGUAUACAAGUAUCCUGCAAAUCCAGGUCAGGACGAAAAACAAAAAAAGGCAGCUAAAAUCAAUUAA